Messenger RNA from Nicotiana tabacum (common tobacco), 1256 nucleotides. RefSeq names its product protein OSB1, mitochondrial. Gene Ontology annotation, biological process: mitochondrial DNA replication; positive regulation of helicase activity. The record is from RefSeq and is a predicted model, not a curated record. Gene Ontology annotation, molecular function: single-stranded DNA binding. NCBI's taxonomy places the organism in Eukaryota, Viridiplantae, Streptophyta, Magnoliopsida, Solanales, Solanaceae. Gene Ontology annotation, cellular component: mitochondrial nucleoid.
GGCCUGGGAUUGAGGCAUUUCGAAGUUAGAAAGAAGAACAUACGAUAAGAUAAGUGCACGCCGGGUUUCUCUCCAUCCUUUUGUCGCGCACAGAACCUACGAAGGAAGCGAAAGAAAAUACUGCGAUAAUGGCGUUAGAACAAACAAUUGCAUUAACAAACAACUUCUUCUCUUCAACUCCUCGAAGCCCCUUUACUAGAACUCACAUCCCUGCAAAAUCUUUGUCUUUUCGCCUUUUUUCGCCGUUGAAGAAAGCAUCAAGGCAAACGGAACUUGCAGAACGUGGCAGCAUAAGGUGCUCAUUCGACUACAAUCGCAAUGGAAACAGUGACGUUCAUGUAUAUGAGUAUGAAAGAUUCGCUGGGCGUACUCAAUACCCACGACCUUCGGAAAUACAGUGGAACAAGGAACUUUGUAAUUCGGUGCAACUCAUUGGCAACGUAGCAGCGCCUGUCCAAAUUAAGCAUUUGAAUUCCGGAAAGGUAGUAGCUUGGACUCGCCUCGCUGUCAGGAAGUCUCAAAACGACACUACUUGGGUUAAUUUGACAUUUUGGGAUGAGUUGGCUAGUGUUGCCAAUCAGCAUGUAGAGAAAGGACACCAGAUUUAUGUCUCUGGUCGCCUAAUCUCAGAUACAGUUGAAGGUGAUGAUGGGAAACAGCAGACAUAUUAUAAGGUUGUGGUUCAGCAAUUAAAUUUUGUUGAAAAGACCUCUCCUUCUGUUGCCUCGUAUAAUGGGGACUCUAAUUCCAUGGCACCAAGUAGAAAGCAAAAUAAUUAUCCCGCAAAUACCACUGGAUCCACAGAGGAGUUAUGGCAAGCUUUCUUUGCUAAUCCGCUGGAAUGGUGGGAUAAUAGGAAGAACAAGCGGAGUCCAAACUAUCCAGACUUCAAGCACAAAGAUACAGGUGAAGCAUUGUGGGUAGAAGGCAGGUAUAAUCCAACAUGGGUAAAAUCUCAACUUGCAGUACUGGAUUCAAAGAUGGAAUCUUUUCAUGAUCAAAAUGGCAGCGCGAAUGCAGACUUCAUGUCCAUGGAAAAUUUCCAAUUUUAGCUGUUCUCCAUUUGAUUUUGGCUGUACUUUCAAAUAUACUCUUGUAUAGUUUUGUUUCUUCAAGUAGUAACAUAAAAUUUUGUGUUGUCUGUUUGCUAGUAUUGCUUUUCAAGGAAUUUAGUAUUCACAGGGAAGUUUGUGAAUCAUUCUACGGCGGUUGUAAGCUAAGAAGAAGAAUCUACUACAGUCAGCUUCAUAAUGGCA